UGUGUAUGUAUGGAGAUGUGUUUUUAUGCAUAAAUGAACAUUGUCAAUAUUUUUACUUUACAAUCUAAUGGUAUUUAUACAGGACAUGGAUGUUAAUACAUUUUAUGGAAGGAAGUGGGAGGAUUUUGAGGUUCGGGCCAUUCCCACAGACAGCGAGGACAGUGAACUUGACAGUGACAGUGAGGAAACGGACCAGGAGGAAUGGAUCCCUGAGUCAGGAGAAAACCAGCCUCAAUACAGCGAGUCUGAGACAGAGGAAGAGCAAGGAGAUGAACAUGAAGAGGUGGCUGAAGUGCCUCACCUCCCGAGAUGGAGAAAACUCCACAACACUAACUACCACCUCCUGGACAUGAUCAUCAGCACCACCUGGCUGCUCUACCGAAGAGACUGUGAAGGCAGUGGUAUGAGGAAGAAAGAGGUAAUUAAGCUUUAUACUUUCAAGUCAUUUAUUGCAGAGGGCCUCUGCAAAAGUGGGAAGAGCCUGGAGAAGAAGAGAGGUCGUCACAGCCUGUCCAUUGCUGCCGCGUAUGAGGAGAAGAUGAAGAGAGGACCCACAGCUCCCAUUCCAGUCCCAGAUGUCCGCCUGGAUCAAACAGCUCACUGGCUCAUUAUGACCGGGGACAAGGGGAGAUGCAGGGUGCCACGGUGCAAUGGUACACCAAAAGCUAUGUGCCGCAAAUGUAAUGUCCACCUCUGCUUUACCCCCGAUCGCAACUGCUUCCUGAAGUUCCACACUGGAUAAACAAGACAGAUCCCUGAAUCACUUGUGUGAGAUCAGGGGUCAGUUGUGUGUUCGUGUGUGUGCGUUCAUGUGUGUGCAUGUGUAUGAAUGCAAGUGUAACUCCAUGUGAGUGGAUAAAGAACAUGUGCUUCCUGAUUAUUCUGUUUAAGAAAGUGCCUAAGUACCUGAAAUAGAUUUAUGAUGGUGUUUUUAU
Messenger RNA from Acanthochromis polyacanthus (spiny chromis), 935 nucleotides. RefSeq lists its product as uncharacterized. Bases 68 to 742 code for a protein of 224 amino acids. NCBI's taxonomy places the organism in Eukaryota, Metazoa, Chordata, Actinopteri, Pomacentridae. The transcript is spliced from 2 exons. The record is from RefSeq and is a predicted model, not a curated record.